Molecule: messenger RNA, 925 nt
Organism: Leptomonas pyrrhocoris
Lineage: Eukaryota; Euglenozoa; Kinetoplastea; Trypanosomatida; Trypanosomatidae
Product: putative QA-SNARE protein
Exons: 1
Coding region: 236-925 (229 amino acids)
Biological process (GO): intracellular protein transport; vesicle fusion; exocytosis
Cellular component (GO): SNARE complex; endomembrane system; plasma membrane
Molecular function (GO): SNAP receptor activity; SNARE binding
Source: RefSeq, a predicted model, not a curated record
GUUGGUUGCGCUUCUCUUACACACACACACACACCCACACACACAACAACAACAACAACAAAAAAUAGUGCCAUCGAAAGAGUGCAGCUCUACCACACUUCGAAGCCGCGUAGGUCUUGGUGCAACGAGGAGACUUGCACGGUCCUUUGCGCAUAUCUGUUUGUCUCGCACUAGCAGCAAUUUCGCAUCCAGCAAACCGUUUUUAUACUCUUUUUUCCUGCACUCAGCUUAGAAAAUGCCACUAGAAAAUGGAGAACUUCUCUCUCGCUCUAUUCAGCAGGUAAACAAAGCUUGCCAGGAUGUGCAGCUGGCCAUGCGAGAGCUGGGCACCGGUCGAGACGCGAUUGCGCGAGACAAACUACGACGCACUCGUCUGCUGAUGCAGCAGUGCAACGACCGUGUAGAGAUUGUCACGAAGGGGGCAGAUUCAUCGCUUGAUGCGCUACAACAGGAGUAUGCGCAAAUAACGACACAGUUCGCGUCUCUGAACGCUGAAGCGACACGGCGAGAACGGCAAACAUUUCGCCAGACAGACCCGGGUAGCUUGCGGGAGGCAGGUCUCGAUGCGCUCGACUCACAAGUUACCUUUAAACAGGUGCAACCAGUUGACUUGUGUGAGUUUCACACCGAGGAGGCCAUCCAGCGCGAGAAGCUGCAGCACGCUCGCGAGAUCGAGUCGGACGUGAUGGAUCUCAAGACGACUUAUCAGGAGUUCCACUCCUUAGUGCAUCAACAGCAAGACGGACUAGACAAAAUGACGAACAACGUGACUGAGUCGAAGUCGCUCAUUGAGCAGGGCCACAAUCAAAUCCAGGGCGCCUCGCGCAGACAGAAGUCGUUUCGCAAAAUAGGCUGCAUUGGCUGUGCGGUGCUUGUUGUUGUCGUCAUCAUUGUUAUUAUUAUCGUAGUGCUGGUCACGAGGUAA